AGUUUUCAUUCAGAAGUCAAGCGCGCGCUAAUCAACGCGUCUCGUUUCGUGUGGGCCAGAAAGCGAUUGCAACAGCAGUAGCAGCAGCACCAGCAGCAGCCAUCGGUUUUACAAAGUUCUUUGGCAACACAAUUUGUGAAAUAGUUCGGGGCCCGUGCAAUUUUUGUGUGCCGUUGUGGUUUUUGCAGUUUUCAGCUUGGCAGCUUUACAGUUUCCAGUGAUUUACCAACCGUCCCCCCCCCCUCGAGCCAAGCCGAGCCAGGCCAGCGCCAGCGCCAGCUCCAGCCAGCCGAUCGUUGCGGAUUUUUCAAGUUAGAUUGCUCGAUAACCUGAAUUAGCGCUGAAUUCCCGACACCGGAGCUAACCAGGUCGGACGCAUUCCGCGACUCCUGAGGGGCAAGACUUGAACCACCAAAUACCAAUAAUUGUACAAUCAGCAACUAGCACUGCAUCCUGCAAGGAUCGAAGGAUUUCACUGUCGCGAACGAACAGCAAACACUACACAGCAACACAAUGGCCUUAAUUAUGAAAUACAUCGACAGCAUAAGCAGAUACAUUGACUCACAUGGUGACUCGAGGACAAAGGACUGGCCCAUGAUGUCGUCCCCGUUCCCCACACUGGCCGUAUGCCUCACAUACGUCUACCUGGUCAAGGUACUGGGACCUCGAUGGAUGGAGAACAGGAAGCCGCUGCAUCUGCAGAACACACUAGUCAUGUACAAUGCCAUACAGGUUGUAUUCAGCGCGUGGCUCUUUUACGAGUGCUUGAUGGGCGGCUGGUGGGGCUCGUACAGCUUCCGGUGCCAGCCGGUGGACUACUCAGAUAGUCCCACAUCCCGGAGAAUAGGCAUUUCCGGUUGGCUAACUGGACAUUAUAGCUUCCGAUGUCAGCCAGUCGACUAUAGUAAUAAUCCUAGAACGUUAAGGAUGGUUCAUGCCUGCUGGUGGUACUACUUCUCCAAGUUCACCGAGUUCAUGGAUACGAUUUUCUUCGUGCUGCGCAAGAAGACCAGCCAGGUUACCACGCUGCACGUCAUCCAUCACGGCUGCAUGCCCAUGUCCGUCUGGUUCGGCGUCAAGUUCACCCCGGGUGGCCACAGCACCUUCUUCGGCCUGCUCAACACAUUCGUUCACAUCGUGAUGUACACCUACUACAUGUUCUCGGCCAUGGGCCCCCAGUACCAGAAGUACCUCUGGUGGAAGAAGUACCUGACCACCCUGCAGAUGGUCCAGUUCAUCCUGAUCAUGGUGCACGCCUUCCAGCUGCUCUUCAUUGACUGCAACUAUCCCAAGGCAUUCGUCUGGUGGAUCGGCAUGCAUGCCGUCAUGUUCUUCUUCCUGUUCAACGAAUUCUACAAGGCAGCCUACAGGAGCCGCAUGAUGAAAAAGAACGGAGCACUUGCGGCGGCCAACGGACAUGCUAAGCCCAACGGCUACUGCAAGAGCAUCAAUGCCCACGAUGACUUGGCCAUGCCGCAGACAACGGAGGCCACUGCAUCCGCGACGCCCGUGUCGAAGGCCAACGGAAGCACGCUGACCAAUGGUCAUGCGAAUGGAACGGCCAAUGGCUACAAGCAGCUGGCCAACGGCAAUGCGGCGACGAUGGCGACAACUGCCAAUGGCAGUGCGCACAAGGGCUCGAACGGCGGACUCCUGGCGAACGGAUACGCCACCAAGCUGCUGGACGAUGCCUCGCAUGAGCUGAAGCAGCGGAAGACGCCGAAAUAAUAUCGGGGCAAAGCGGGGCGGCGCCAGCACAGAGCUUAGGACAGCAGGAAGGCAGCGCCAGGAGCCUUCUGGGAGAGACCGGAGCUCCAAGAGUCAUUUCCACAGGCAUACACCACCACCACCACCACUACCACCAGCACACACACCCACUUCACUUGAACCAUUCACCACUCUCCACAUCGCAGACCAUCCAUCACACCAAAUUCCAUGCAAGGACAAACGCGUCAGUGGGCUGGGAGCAGCGGAGCAGCGGAGGAGGGCAGGAUUCGGGCUGCCGAGAUCCAAAUGCGAAGGCAAGACCACUGACCGAAUCCAUUCACGCGGACAUACAGAUAUAUGCUAAUAGUAUGCUGACCUGCAUACCUAUUGCUGCAUAUGGAAAUGUAUAGGCAUUGCGAAUGCACAUGCGCCCAUUCAUCGCUUACGUACUAUAUAUUAAAUAUGUUUUGUUGCUUCUUUUUUUCUUUAAACUACUUUAGUUGUACAAAGCUUACCUAUUCUAAGUGCCCCGAGCGGAUUGUAUAAACAGAAAAAAAAAAACAGAAAGAACCUAAACCGGCAUGAGCAAGAAACAGAAUUCAACUAAAUGGAAACAUGAACGGAAGCCCAGCAUAAACAGAUUUAACAACUAAAGCUAAUGUUGCUUACACUCGGUUUGUGUGUGAGCAUGGAAUUCAACUAUUUAAGUCUAGAGUUUAAUUUAUACAUACAUAUAUUCUUAAAAUAUAUAUGCAGAAGCCGGCAAGUUUUGUAAAUGUAUAGCAAAAGCAAAUGUAAUUUAAAAUUAGGCACAAUAAUUGUUAACAAAAAAACAAAAACAAAAUAAAAGUCAAGCAAAAAUAGUCAAGAGCUAUUUUACGUUAAACAGAAACAAAAGAAAAACCGAAAACCACAAGCGAAAGUAUUCGACAAAUUUUGUGCAUCGUUUCAAACUAUACAAAGAUAAACAAGAAUUCACAGGCUAUCAAAAUACCCAUAUAAUGUUUCAUUAAUUUAUUAUAAAUAAAUUAUGCCGCUAAACUAAAACCGAGAAGAAGGCUCGAGAUGGAUGAGUUCAUCUCUAGCUUAAUAUUAAAAAACGGUGCAAAACCCCAAAAACAAAACAACACAAACAAAAAAAAAAAACAAAUCCAAGCAUCCACACAACAUGAAUAUUAAUUGAAACAAAUACAAAAAUACAAAUAGGCGUAAACGUAAGAUCGAUCCACUUGAAACCGAGCAUUAAAAUCAGCAAAUUGUUGGAAUCAAAAAACAAAAUAGACUGUAAGUCCCCACACUCUAGGUUCUAUAGGUAUGCAAUUGCAAUACGUUUUGUAUGCGUAAUAGCCAUUUUUGUGGAGCAGCAUGUAAACAUUACCUAUGUAAUUAUUAUUAUACAAAUACAAAACAAAACAAAAAAAUAAA
Messenger RNA from Drosophila serrata, 3132 nucleotides. Its product is annotated as very long chain fatty acid elongase AAEL008004. Gene Ontology annotation, molecular function: fatty acid elongase activity. Gene Ontology annotation, cellular component: endoplasmic reticulum membrane. The record is from RefSeq and is a predicted model, not a curated record. NCBI's taxonomy places the organism in Eukaryota, Metazoa, Arthropoda, Insecta, Diptera, Drosophilidae. Gene Ontology annotation, biological process: fatty acid elongation, polyunsaturated fatty acid; fatty acid elongation, saturated fatty acid; fatty acid elongation, monounsaturated fatty acid.